Messenger RNA from Gigantopelta aegis, 1023 nucleotides. RefSeq lists its product as uncharacterized. The transcript is spliced from 2 exons. The record is from RefSeq and is a predicted model, not a curated record. Bases 220 to 798 code for a protein of 192 amino acids. Lineage: Eukaryota; Metazoa; Mollusca; Gastropoda; Neomphalida; Peltospiridae.
UAGGCCGUGUCAGUACAAUCGCCCAAAGUUCUAAAACUGUGUAGAGACGUUCUUUUGACACGGAGUCUACAGAAUGAUGACUAGUUCGGAGUAGAUGCCGCCUCUUUCAGAGUAUGCUGGGUCAGUCCUUACACUAAUUAAUUUAGUCGAGAACUGUCACUGUCUGACGCCAAUUACGAUCGUCCAGCUUGUUUGUAAAAUGUGAGAUCGCUUGGCGAUAUGCUGUCUACAGGUUUAAUGAUGCUUUUGAACAAGAUAUUCCGCAGUGUCGUGACAAUCUUGUGUCUGAUCAAUCUCUGUCAAUGCCAUGGCGACAAAUGCAGAGUGCUCCAAGAACAAUUCAGUCAACUAAACCACUCGUUCAUGGAAUUAUACAGAGCUUUGGCGACCAACACACCAAAAGAGAAACCGAAGACGUCUUUACGUGAGCGUGCAAAAUACACUGUGUGUGAAGAUCUGGAUGGUCUGAAAAAGCACCUCCUUUACGAAAGAGCUCAGAGGCAGUUUUUGGAGUCGGCGCUAGAGGACGCUAUGAAACGUAUUGACGUUCUAGGGCAGGUGUGUUUCAAAGAAAAUGAGUCGUGUCGGUCUGAGAAAUUACAGAAUUCUCAGUACCCCGCCAUACCAACGCUGGACAAUGGCCGAGUGGACUGCGCCGGAAACACGCAAACUGGCAUCUGCACUUUCACGUGCUUCGGUGGUUACGAUUUGCACGGGCCAACGGUUCGACACUGGACAAGAGACAGGUCGUUUGAUGGCAAGGACACAAGCUGCAGAGGUAUAGGGCCAGGGACGUAGAGUGGUCUGAACAGUGGGUGGGGGAGGGGGUCGAAACCCCCUUGCUCAAACAGUUUUGGUUUUUUAAUAUAUUUUCCAGGGAAGUAUGACUUUGACACCUCCCCCCAUAAACUUCAUUCGCCACAAUCUUAAAAUUUUGAGCAAUAUCAAUUGGCCAUUCUUGACUUGAUAUAAAUCGACACAAAAAAUUAUUAUUAUUAUUAUGUUGUUGUUUUUGUUGUUGUU